Messenger RNA from Pelobates fuscus (common spadefoot toad), 2410 nucleotides. RefSeq names its product sphingosine kinase 1 (gene SPHK1). Lineage: Eukaryota; Metazoa; Chordata; Amphibia; Anura; Pelobatidae. Gene Ontology annotation, biological process: sphinganine-1-phosphate biosynthetic process; phosphorylation; sphingosine biosynthetic process. The record is from RefSeq and is a predicted model, not a curated record. The coding region runs from base 159 to 1700 and encodes 513 amino acids. The transcript is spliced from 5 exons. Gene Ontology annotation, cellular component: cytoplasm; intracellular membrane-bounded organelle; membrane.
UACCAGGCACAAGAGCUGAGUUUUCUCUCUCUCUCUCAUUCAUUCUCAUUCUAGCUUUCUGCAUGGCUCUCCCACUCAUUGGCUCUAAUUUGUAACUAAAUUAUUUCCUGCUUCACCACCCCUAUGUCUAUCUGCUUGUGAUCCCUAACUAACAGAGGAUGGAAGAACACCAGGAACCUCUCAAAGCCUCCUCAGAUGUUCUACUCAGUGAUACCUUCACACUGGUUCCCAGUCAGGGCUUGCUCCUUUCUCUCCAACUUACUAAGACUGAGCUGCAGGUGCAUAGCCAGCCCAGUGGACAUCAUGCACCAACCAGCACUCGGCUGUUCCUGACUGACUGCAUAGGUUGUCGCUCCUUCAGGGGUAAAGACCCAACUGACAUUGGAGGCUACUUUACAGUUGUGUUUUACCCUCUCACGAUGGGUAAAGGGUCAACAGCAUAUCGCCAGCGACUUUCCAGGACCUUCCGUGCGGGAAGUUUCCAGGGCAGAGAUCAAAACAUGCAGGUGGCUAGGACCUGGGUGCAGACCAUACAGCAACUAGCAGACCAGCAAGGAGAGCCAUAUUUUCUACCUACCUCACCACACUUUCUGGUGUUGGUAAAUCCCCACGGCGGAACUGGUAAAGCGCUAGAACUGUUCCAGAAACACGUGGUUCCUAUUCUAAUGGAGGGUGAUGUACACUUCACCUUGCUGGUAACAGAAAGGCCCAAUCAGGCACGCGAAUUGGUACGUGACCAGGACCUGUCCAGGUGGGACGCCAUUGUUGUGAUGUCAGGUGAUGGGCUCAUUUUCGAGGUCGUUAAUGGGUUAAUGGAGCGGCCGGACUGGAUGCUUGCUAUUAAAAAGCCACUUGCAAUUCUCCCAGGAGGAUCGGGGAAUGCCUUAGCUGCCUCUGUAAAUCACUAUUCUGGGCAACAGCAGGUGAUGGGCACCAAACUGCUGAUUAAUUGUUCUUUUGUGCUGUGCAAAGGUCGACCUCAACCCCUGGACAUUGUCUCGUUGACCACCCUCUCUGAAAAGCGCAUAUAUUCCUUCCUUAGCUUGGCAUGGGGUUUUAUAUCUGAUGUGGACAUUGAGAGUGAGAAGUACCGAUUCAUGGGUUCCAUACGUUUCUCAUUUGGAACCUUGGUGAGGCUAACUGCGCUUCGUACAUACCGAGGACGUCUUUCCUAUGUGAAAGAUAGUAGUUUGUCGAAAACCAAAGACUUAGACACAAUCACUAACAAUCCCAGCUCUGAUAGCAAAUGCCCAGUAAUACAGACUGAUGGAGUGGUGAAAGAGGAGCUGGAAGAUGCAUUGCUUGUACCAUUGGGUCAGCCUGUUCCAAGUCACUGGACUGUAGUUCAGGAAGAUGAAUUUGUCCUAGUCCUGGCCCUUUACCAGUCUCACCUUGGUGCUGACCUUUACACUGCUCCUAUGGUGCAAAAUUUAGGAGAAGGCAACAUACAUCUCUUCUAUGCCACUUCCAGAAUCUCUCGGGGGUCUCUACUCAAACUGUUUCUUUCUAUGGAGAAAGGCACACAUAUGGAUACUGAAAUUGCACAUUUAGUACAUGUUCCCGUCAAAGCCUUCCGCAUAGAACCAUUCCAAAACACGGGAAUAAUGACUGUGGACGGAGAGGUCAUACCAUGUGAACCUAUUCAAGGACAAAUACACAGAGGCCUUGGUUGUUGCAUUUCAGCCCCAAGUAAAACAUGAUAUCCUUGGUUUAGACAUCAGCUCACUACAACCAGGGCACUGGCACCCUUCCCCCCUCCCCCAGUGUAACUAUUCCAACCUUUUGUUAACACCUUGAGAAUUUACCUUGGAUCUACUGGGUACCAAUUUUCUCCUCCAUUGCCACUGGGAGCUGGAAGCUUUCUUCAUUGAGUUAAGCCCGAAAGUACAGAGCUCAGUUGAUUGGCUGAGCACAAUCCGGUGAUGCUCUCAGCCAAUGAUCUGGCUCAGCACAACAGGGUUUCACCCAGGAGAGCUAUUGAAAGCUCCAUGAAGUCUUCAGUGGUGGAUGUGACUGGUGACCAGUGCUUGGUGGACUUGUCAGCAAACACUUUGCCUGAUUGCAUUGCAGGUGACAGGGCACUUCUGCCACCAUAAUUACUACAGCAUUCAGCAGUGGCUAUGGUUCUUGGAGUGUUCCUUUACUCAGGUGGACUCCAAGAUUCAGAACAUAGACACGUUUCUUUCAAGGGCAUUUGGGUACUACAAUAGUUUGACCUAGAAAGCCUGAUGUUUACGUAGUUAUGGAUUUCCAAACCACUCACAAAUCUAUGUUUAGCAUUUUAUCCCUUAACUGCAACGCCCAAAAUAGUCUACAGAUCGAUAAGAAGCAAUUAUAUGAUGAUGAUGACUCACAAUAACCUGUAGUAGGCUGUCAACAAAGUGAAACUAUAAUUAUAAUUUUCAAAGUA